Messenger RNA from Cyprinus carpio (common carp), 1727 nucleotides. RefSeq names its product transmembrane protein 88 b (gene tmem88b). Lineage: Eukaryota; Metazoa; Chordata; Actinopteri; Cypriniformes; Cyprinidae. The record is from RefSeq and is a predicted model, not a curated record. Gene Ontology annotation, molecular function: PDZ domain binding. Gene Ontology annotation, cellular component: plasma membrane.
GAAAAGGGAAAAGGGGAGGGGGCAUGAGGGAGGCACAGAGAAAGGCACUGCUAUAACUGCCAGGCAGGACACAUCCAUAUCUCAGUCUGCCUCAGAGAGAGAGAGAGAGAGCCAGUGGACAGAAUACAACAAAUCUGAGCUAAAACCAACUAUACACUUCAGAAUACAGAAGAAAUGAGAGCAACCAUCAGACUAGUACGCAAGGAAAAACAGUGUUAGAAUUUUAGAAAUUCUAGACAUUUUUGAACAAGGAAUUGCAAACAAACUUCCAUUUAAAAAUAACAAGGAGUGCAUGUUGUGCUAGUCAAAGGCAACAAAAAGAAGAGGACUACUGGAGUCACACCACUGGGAUGAGCAUGAACGGCACACUGGAGAAGGGGGCUCAUCACCAGACCCUCGACCUCUCCGAAGAGCUCCCAACCAACAGCCAUCACCACCACCAUCACAAUCACACCAGUCUCCAGCACACAAACUCCUUGGCCUCCACAGUGCCAGCCGGGACCCCAGUAGGUGGGUCUGGAGUGGUUGUGCCGCCACCUUACUCCGCUGCGGAGGCUGGGAGAGGUGAAGCUCCGCUGGAGCUCCGGGGCUCUCUGGACUGCUGGGCGUGCUCAGUGCUGGUGACAGCGCAGAACCUGGUGAUCGCGGCCAUCAAUGCCUGCCUGGCCGGGUUGGUUUUCGGGCUCAUCCUAACUCCUGCUAUUGUCAUGGUGGUGUUCGGCUUCAUCUGUCAUUCAACGGUGCGCCCGCACGGUUCAUCACCAUACUGUUCGGAUCUACUGACUGACGGUGGCUGUGUGGCUCUGCUGGUUGUGGGUUUCUUGCUAGUGACUCCACUCCUGGUUCUGGCCUUGGCUGCGUACUGCCGGCUUGCUCGUCACCUUCAGCUGGGUCUGUGUUUUAUUCCAUACAGCCGUGCCGUCUACAAGAACCUUCCAGCUACCCAGCACCGUGGCUUGACAGGGGGCUGCUGUGGACAGCGAUCUGGGAAAAGAGAAAGGAAGGGGAAGGUGUGGGUGUAAAUGGAAAGGACCACACUUCUGUUGUACUGGAGAUAUGGAAUGUUGUGAAAGAACACAGCAAACAUUAUAGACCAAAAAAUCCCCUCACUAAAUAUUUCAAUCUAUAUGACAGACAAAGACAGGCAAAGAAUUCUUACUUACCGAUUUACAUUUUUUUUUUUAUAGCCAAAUACAUCUUGUCCAUUUCUGAUGCCUAUAUAUUUAAUGCAACUAUUAUAGCACAAUCAAUUUUAAUUAGUCAAUUUCAGUGACAUUUAUAAAAUAAUCAAAUAUCCGAAAAUUAUGUGUAUGUACUUUUUGUAUAACAAACACUAUCAGCCUUAUAAAUAGUCAACAUUUCUAAAAAGACAUUGUCAAAAAUAUUUUUUCUUCUUAUAACCUGUACAGUUUUGUGUAUUUCCCUUUUCUUUAAAUGUUAGACCUAUAUACAAUUCAUUAAAUACUGUAAUUUCACAGAACUGAUGGGCUGCUCUCCUAAUUUUGCACAAGAUUUAUUCAUACAAAAUAAAAAUUACUCAUAAGCCUGAUCCAGAGGGAAGUUGUUUCUCAUGGGGACAAGUACAUAGAAUGCAUAUUACUGAGAAAAAAAAAAAAAAAAACUAUUUACAAGAGCAAUAUUUCCUAACUGCUCCACCACAGCUAGUGGGAGCUGUUAACCUGUUUAAUCCCAAAUGUUUUUCCAGACAUUAAAAUAUCCAGAUGGUG